GAAAACUUGGUCACUGACACUCAAUAUCCAGUUUAUUGUGAGAAUGAUUCUUGAUAAAUCAAGAACCAGCCAGCAAGAAGUUGAGACUGCACUGAGAGCUGAGAGAGAUGGCAAGAAGACUCCGACAGUGCGAAGUCUGUGCGUUGCUUUUUCUGACUACUGCUUUGACGGUCCUUGGUCUUCCUACCACCAUACAGAGGCAGAACGAUUGGCUAUUGGGAAGUGACCUGCAACACCAGCCCAGCAGGGGGAUAGUUGACGAGCAGCUAUGGGGACCAAUCAGCCACUACAACUACGUCCUUCCCGUUAGAGUCACCAGGGGAUUCGGGGGAAGACAUUACAGUCCCUGGCAAACAUUCUCACGCCUUUGGGUACAGGGCCGCAACAAGGUUGCCCGUAACUCCCCACAACCCUGGAACGACGAAGACGCAAACACCGACCUCGAAGCGACCCCCCACGAAAUCCAGACAAGAGCAAAUCCGUGGCAGAAGUACGGAAAGUUGUGGGUGAACGGUGCAUCGAGACAAAACAAGCGAAUCUCGACCAAUGAAGAUGCAACAAGCCCCUUGGGAGGAAGUAAUCUAGAUGACCUUGAAGUAGAAAUAAGGUCAAACCCCUGGAAUAAGUUUGCCAACAUGUGGGUUAAGGGGCAUGGCAAGAGGGGCUUUGACACAGUUCCAGCCUUCUCUGAGCUCACGCCAUCAGAUCCCACAAAUAUCGAUAAACGACAGGUUACCAAUCCCUGGAAUACGUUUUCUAACUUGUGGGUCAAGGGCACGGGGAAGCGAUCAGCCGACGUAGUUAGCGAUUCUCAACUAGCUGAGCUCUCUGACCUGUUGGCUGAGAAGAGAGCAGGAGGGAACCCGUGGAAUAGGUAUGCUAAUAUGUGGGUUUCGGGCGUAUCGCAACCACGCGAGGGUAGAUCGAGUCCAUGGAAUACCUAUUCUCAGUCUUGGGUAUCUGGGAAGGGGAAGCGUAGCCCUUGGGGCAAAUAUGCCCAUCUAUGGGUGGAAGGUCAAUCCAAACUCAAGAGAGGACAAAACCCCUGGAAUGACUUUGCCCAUAUGUGGGUGGGGGGGAAGUCGAAGCCAGGCAAGCGAGAGGGGGGCGAACUAGAGGACCAUGUGAUUGAUCUCAGAGCGAACCCCUGGAAUGAUUUUGCCCAUAUGUGGGUAGGGGGGAAGUCAAAGCCAGGAAAAAGAGAAGGGGAACUAGUAGAAGACCACGAGAUUGAUCUAAGAGCAAACCCCUGGAACCAGUUUGCCCAUAUGUGGGUGGGAGGAAAGUCGAAGCCAGGAAAACGAGAAGAAAGGGAACUAGUAGACGACCACGAGAUAGACCUAAGAGCGAAUCCCUGGAACCAAUUUGCCCAUAUGUGGGUGGGGGGAAAGUCGAAGCCAGGAAAACGAGAAGAAGGGGAACUAGUAGAAGACCACGAGAUAGAUCUAAGAGCGAACCCCUGGAAUGAUUUUGCCCAUUUGUGGGUGGGAGGUAAGUCUAAGCCAGGAAAAAGAGAAGAAAGUGAACUAAAAGACCACGAGAUAAAUCUAAGAGCAAACCCUUGGAACCAGUUUGCCCAUAUGUGGGUUGGGGGGAAGUCUAAGCCAGGAAAACGAGAAGAUGGGGAACUAGACGACCAUCUGAUCGAUCUAAGAGCAAACCCUUGGAAUCAAUUCGCCCAUAUGUGGGUGGGCGGGAAGUCAAAACCAGGAAAACGAGAACAAGGGGUACUAGAGGACCAUGAGAUCGAACUAAGAGCGAACUCCUGGAACAAGUUUGCCCAUAUGUGGCUUGGGGGGAAGUCUAAGCCAGGAAAACGAGGGGAGAGUGAACUAGAAGACCACGAGAUAGAUCUUAGAGCGAAUCCUUGGAACCAGUUUGCCCAUAUGUGGGUAGGGGGGAAGUCAAAGCCAGGAAAACGAGAAGGGGAACUAGUAGAAGACCACGAGAUCGAUCUAAGAGCGAAUCCUUGGAAUCAAUUUGCCCAUAUGUGGGUGGGGGGCCAGUCAAAGCAAGUAAAGAAGUCUGAAACUAGCAAGAAUCAAUCCGAGGAAAGUGAUGGUCCACAGGACAGUAACAUCGAAAACCAAAGUGAAAAGCUUGAGGAUAAAAGCAUAGAUGAAAAAGCAAUGCAAGGUGAACCGCAAGAUGUUACCAAGAAGUCCAGCCCUUGGCAAAACUAUGGAAAAAUGUGGGUGGAAGGACAGGGGAAACGAGAUUCCAUCAACGGAGACCCGGUCGAAGAGAGGUCCUGGAAUAAGCAGGCACAGAUGUGGACAAAAGGGAUGAAAAAGGACCCGACAAUAUCGAGGGAAGGGAGUGAGGAGAGCGAAGGCGUUGAGACGCGUUCGGACCCGUGGGGCAAGCACGCUCAGCUCUGGACACAGGGUCAGUCCAGGCGACAGAAACGGAGCCUCGAGAGCCGAGGACCAAGACGACCAUGGACCACAUGGACGAAGUUGUGGAUCGGCGGGACAGGAAAAGGCGAGAGGGUCGCUCGGAGCAUCCGGGAAGACAGGAGGACGGGCACUGACUUCGGCUUCUGACAUUCAAACAAAGAUGAUUGAAUCAGAUGAUGACGAACUGUGAUGUGCUGCACCAAAAGAUGACUGAAGACAACCCAGACCAAAGGAGAUUCCUCUGAACUGAAUACAUUCCUAAUGUACAAAAGGAAAAAGGACUAUUUUCAAACAUAUAGCAGAGGCAAGCUCAUGUACGUAAGCAUUCUGUGAUUCAGAGGCAAGAUUGUUUGCCUCAUUCUGAGUCGAGAAAAGCACAAAGACGUACAAGUUGUAAGGCAUUAUAUAUCAAUAUUGCCUAGAGGUGAAUGAUGGAAAAUACUACAAACAACAUCUGCAAAGUCUGCAGGGAUAAUAGGAAAUAAAAACUCAGCAGAAGUUUUAAAGAAUCUGG
Molecule: messenger RNA, 2913 nt
Organism: Branchiostoma floridae (Florida lancelet)
Lineage: Eukaryota; Metazoa; Chordata; Leptocardii; Amphioxiformes; Branchiostomatidae
Exons: 6
Coding region: 108-2546 (812 amino acids)
Source: RefSeq, a predicted model, not a curated record